Messenger RNA from Cyphomyrmex costatus, 1957 nucleotides. Its product is annotated as xanthine dehydrogenase 2. Lineage: Eukaryota; Metazoa; Arthropoda; Insecta; Hymenoptera; Formicidae. The record is from RefSeq and is a predicted model, not a curated record. The transcript is spliced from 7 exons. The annotation marks the transcript as partial. Gene Ontology annotation, molecular function: FAD binding; oxidoreductase activity; 2 iron, 2 sulfur cluster binding.
CGAGGCACAAAGGCGAUGUGUCACGAGGGUGGUUGCGGUGCCUGCAUUGUAUGUGUAAUAUUCAAGGACAAAACGAUAGCUGUGAAUUCAUGUCUUGUACCGGUACGGAUCUGCAAUGGAUGGAAUAUUUACACGAUUGAAGGUAUAGGUACCAAAAGAGAGGGUUACCAUAAGAUUCAAGCUGUUCUUGCUGACAAAAAUGGCUCGCAAUGCGGUUAUUGCUCACCUGGCAUGGUAAUGAAUAUGUAUAGUCUUGGGUUUGAGGAAAGUUUAUCUGCAGAGCAAAUCGAAAAUUCAUUUGGUGGCAACAUUUGUCGAUGCACCGGUUAUCGUGCAAUUAUUGAUGCGUUCAGGGUAUUUGUCACAGAUGCAUCUCCAUCAAUGAUGAAAGACAUUCAAGACAUUGAGGAACUAUACGAUAUUAAACCUUGCCCGAUAUCCGAAAUGCCAUAUGUACCUAUACUCUACGAUAAGCAACAUGUAAACACAAUGUUGAGAAUAAAGUUAGAGGAUGCAAUCUUCUACAAAGUUCAUACGAUUGAGGAUCUUUUUUCGAUAUUCACAAACAAUGCAAAUGCCACGUAUAUGUUAAAUGGAGGGAAUACUGCUAAUGGUGUUUAUCGUUCGAGCAAGAAAGAUAUAUACAUUGAUAUAAACAACAUUCCAGACAUGAGUAACAUUACCAAAACUGAUUCGACUUUGGUACUAGGAGGAAAUGUAACCCUUACCACGGCACUACAGACAUUCCAAAAAUAUUCAACGGAAACUGGAUUUAAAUAUCUAGAACAAUUGGUCGAUCAUAUAGAGAUGAUAGCAAAUGUUCCCGUACGAAAUAUUGCCACCAUAGCAGGGAAUUUAAUGUUAAAAUACGAGCACAAAGAGUUCCCAUCCGAUUUGUUUUUGAUAUUAGAGACUCUCGGUACUGAGGUACACAUCUUGAAAAGUCCCUCUGAUAAGCAAAGUAUAUAUUUGUCGGAAUUUUUUAAUCUCAACAUGCACCAUAAAGUUAUUUAUAGCGUUGUGUUACCACAGCUUACUGACCAGCACAUAUACAGAUUCUAUAAGGUCAUGCCUAGAGCUCAGAAUGCUCGCGCUCACGUCAACGCCGGCUUCCUCUUCAAACUCGAUGCCGAUGACAAAGUGUUGGAGCAGCCUAACAUUAUUUUCGGUGGCAUCAAUAAAGAUUUUACGCACGCAAUUAACACAGAAAAAUUGUUGGUGGAUAAAAUUAUUUUUUCAUCUUCCCUGCUGAAGCAAACCUUGGAUGUCUUGCAUGCCGAACUGCAACCUGAUCAUGUUUUACCGGAUUACUCACCAGAAUUUCGCAAGACACUAGCCGAAGGAUUAUUUUACAGGUGUAUAUUAAGCAUCAAACCAGAGAAAAUACCUCCUUUUUAUCUCAGUGGAGGCACCAUAUUAAAACGUGGUCUCUCUAUAGGUCACCAAUUCUACGAAACGAAUGUAGACAUAUGGCCAGUGACUAAGCCUAUGCCAAAGUUAGAAUCUAUUGCACAGACAUCAGGCAAAGCCCAAUAUUGUGAUGAUCUGCUACCAUUUCCUAGAGAAGUGUUUUGUGCUUUUGUCGUCACAAAUAUCGCUAAAGGUUACAUCAGUGGGAUAGAUGCUAAACAGGCUCUUCACAUGAAGGGUGUAGUGGAUUUUUUCAAAGCCGAUGACAUACCAGGAGAAAAUCUGUGUAUUUCGGCUGUUAACGGGAUGAUGUCAUUGCCAGAGGACGAGUUACUGUUCGCUGACAAGGAUGUUUCGUAUGCCGGCCAACCUGUCGGUGUAAUUGUCGCGGAGACGCAUAAUUUAGCGAUUGAAGCUGCAAAAUUGGUUCAAAUUAAAUAUAAAGAAUCUUCGAAAACAAAGCCGGUAUUAAGUAUUGAGGAUGCUAUUAAUGCAAAUGAUAAAACUAGAAUCAGGCAAAGUGUCAACAUUCCAGCAAAGAGGAAAG